AUGAAGAAGAGUGCGAAAGGCGAAGUUGUUUUAAGCGCAUGUCAAAUUCAAGCGACACGUCUCAAUCGACUUGAACAUCGCCGUUUACAACGUAGUGUUACUGUGUUACAUGACGAUUUAGAAGCACAUAUUGCUCGAAUACGUCGACAAGAACAAGGUUUAAGAUAUCAUUUUACCAAUGUUGUCCGAUAUAUCAAACCCAAUCGAUCCUAUCAAGCUUGGAAACAAGCACAUGCAGAUGAAAUCGCGCUAGAUCAAGAACAGGAGUAUAUAGAGUCACUCAAAUUCAAACAAAGACCGACUACAACAAUUCGUAGAAAAGCAACGCCAGGAUCACUCAGUUUAUCGACAUCAUUAAAAGAAACUUCAGCUAAACCAUAUCGUCCUUUACUUUUAUUACUAGAACCUGCAAUUGAAAGAUCGUCCGAUCCGCUUUUUAACAUCGAUGGAAAUAUGUUUCGACCGAAAACAUCGCCAAAUAAUAAACAAGCGCCUGACUCGCAUCGAGUGAAUCCACUAUUGACUAUGCUUGGUGGGCGUCCAAGUAGUUCAAUGAUUACCGCACGACAAGUAAAUUCAUCUGAGCUAUCUUCAAAUUAUUCAUUUUCAUCUGCCGGCACAGCCAAUGGACGGAAAUUAAUACAAGGCAAAUAUAUUAAAGACCAUAAAGAAUCUGAUCUCGAUGCUAUCUAUCGGAUUGCUUUACAAAAUCAAGCAGCUUAUAAGCCUGUUGAAAAUAAACGAAUCGAAGAACGUAAAUUAUACGAUAAAGAAUUCGCUUCGCAACAUCGAGCUCUUAGGGGUAGUAUGCGAUCGGCCGGUGUGUCUAAUAAACUUGACUAA
This is a messenger RNA of Rotaria socialis, 843 nucleotides long. Lineage: Eukaryota; Metazoa; Rotifera; Eurotatoria; Philodinida; Philodinidae. The record is from the annotation of a GenBank genome assembly.